AUGUUGUUGCGACAGAAAAAACAGAAAGGCGAUGAGGCUGGAGAAAAAACACAAAAAAAGAAAACUGAUGAAGUAAAACAUUAUUUAGAUGGGAGAUAUAUUUGUGCUGUGGAGGCUGCUUGGAGGCUUCUCGGUUUUGACAUUCAUUAUCGUUUCCCUUUUGUUGAGCGUUUGCCCGUGCAUGCAUAUGGUGAAAAGAGUGUGACUUUCAAGGCUGCAGAUGAUUUGGAACAAAUAGCUCAUAGAGCUUCAUUUGAAAAGAGCAAACGCCAACUAACCGGAAACAACAACCUCCAACUUAGUGGAUCAGAAUUCCAGAAUAUAUCCUUGGCAGAAAUUGAGAAGCUGCUCAACGACGUGGGGAAAGGCUUGAAGGACUUUCCAACAUUGCCAUUUUCAGAAACAAUAUAUUUUCAAUCUUCUGAAAAUCGCUUGCUAAUUGAGGAAACUGGGUACGACGGAGAUGAGAUGAGACAGGAGUAUGCUAGAUUGUUCCCAAGUCUAAAUAAAGAUCAGCUGCAGGUAUACAAUUCUGUCGUAGAUAGUGUAGAGAAUGGAACAGGAGGCUUAUUUUUUGUGUAUGCGAGUGGAGGAUGCGGAAAGACAUUUUUGUGGAAGACUCUCUGCACUGGAUUGCGUAGUGAGGGAAAGAUUGUUUUGCCCGUAGCUUCGUCUGGUAUUGCAGCCACUCUACAACCAGGUGGAAGAACGGCGCAUUCAAGGUUUCAUAUUCCUCUUAAGCUUGACCAUUAUUCAGUAGCUGGCAUUAAACAUGGGAUGGAUCUUGCUGAGCUUAUGCAACAAACUAGCUUGAUUAUAUGGGAUGAGGCCCCUAUGCAGCAUUGCCAUGCAUUCGAUAGUGUUGACCGUGCUUUGCGAGACAUUAUGAGUUCUAUGGAUCCGUCCAGAGGAGGGCGUCCUUUCGGUGGUGUAACUGUAGUGUUUGGAGGCGAUUACAGACAAAUACUUCUUGUAAUUUCCAAGGCCGGCAGAGGUCAAAUUGUAGCUGCAUCCCUAAAUCGGUCAAAAUUGUGGAACCAUUGCUAG
Molecule: messenger RNA, 1047 nt
Organism: Daucus carota subsp. sativus
Lineage: Eukaryota; Viridiplantae; Streptophyta; Magnoliopsida; Apiales; Apiaceae
Exons: 3
Coding region: 1-1047 (348 amino acids)
Biological process (GO): DNA repair; telomere maintenance
Molecular function (GO): DNA helicase activity
Source: RefSeq, a predicted model, not a curated record